GGCCUCGCACCUAUUUAUGUUCAGUUCCUCCCCAGCACCCAACAUCCAAUAGAGAACAUCAGACGCAUCCAUCUACCAGCUUCCAGAAUCAAGAUUAUCAUCAUCAUCAUCACCAUAUAGAUAAGAAGAUAUGGCGGGAUACAACAAAAAUAGUGUUCUGUUACGUUUUGUGAUGAUUCUGGUGAUCAUGUUGGAGACACUAGGAGCUAAUUCAUGUUCAGGAGCUCGAGUAAUUCAGGAUCAUCAUGUGGCAGGAGUACUUAAUGGCGCCGAUGAAGCAAUGAAAAAGGCGGCAUCAGUAAUAUCAUCGGGGCCGAGCCAUCGGGGAAAUGCAGCUCCCGGCACAAUUACUACUCUCAUGAUGCAUCGAUAUUAUGAUGUUGAACAUCGCCGGCAUCAUCGUCAUCACGGCGGCCAGAGGAGUUUCCAUCACCAGUUGAGCUACUCAGUGCCGAGCCCCGGAGUAGGCAACCGCCGGUGAAACCCAGUAGCCAGCUGCUAGCUACUACAGCAUUUUGGCUGCAUUUGUUAUGAAGACAAGAGACCCAGUUUUUGCCUGUUUUUGUUUGGAAAGAAUAUAUACACGUGGAUUAA
Molecule: messenger RNA, 594 nt
Organism: Linum trigynum
Lineage: Eukaryota; Viridiplantae; Streptophyta; Magnoliopsida; Malpighiales; Linaceae
Source: the annotation of a GenBank genome assembly